This is a messenger RNA of Symbiodinium sp. CCMP2592, 1638 nucleotides long. Lineage: Eukaryota; Dinophyceae; Suessiales; Symbiodiniaceae. The record is from the annotation of a GenBank genome assembly.
AUGGCUGCAGGCCACUGCAGCCAUGCUCAGGAUGAUCCAUGGGCCUUGCUUGCCAGUCAGCUGCAGGAACUGUCCCGGCAAUACGCGGAGGAGCAGGACAAGCUGAUCGCCUCACUGCGACCUUCUGAAACGCUUUGGCCCCCGCACGCCGACAGCCUCGCACCCCCACGCCCGCAGAUGCGCUUGGCUCUGGAACCCCGCCAAGCAGCUGCAAUUCCAGACUCGGUGGUCAAGACGACCUCCAAUGCCUCGGCAGACGCCGCCAAGGCAGCGCAAGCGCAAAAUGGAAUGGCCAGUUCGACGGCCCUGGACUGGACAACACGGGCGAGUGCCAGAGCGAGCCGCCAAGCAACCCUGGACUGGACAAGCUUUGCAACGAGGCACAUCACAGAGAAGGAUGAUUACGACCAUCCCCAGGUGAAGCGGUUCCUUCGUCGCGUGCCGUGCUGUUCACGUACUUUGGAGCACAUCGUGCUGCGAUAUCUGACGCUAAAGGAGCUUCUUCAGAACACAGGUUUGAUCUCCAUGGGCCUGAAGGAUCCGGAGUUCCUGGUCCGCAGUACGGCCUGUUCAGCCUUGCAGAAGCUGCCUCCGGAGGCCCUCCUGGAGCAGCCAGACCUGCUCCGUGCUUGCCUUGACGAUGAAGAGGCCAUGGUGCGGCGUGCUGCCUUCAAGGCCCUUUGGGCGCUGGACCCCUUGCAGCUGGAACCUUUCGUCGACAUUGUUGCCGUCCGUCUAACAGAUGCAGACCUGCUUGUUCGCUGGACCGCCGCGAAGGUUCUGGAGCGGAUGGCCCUCCCGACACUUCAGCAGUUGGCUCCGGCUCUGGCUCGCGGCCUCAACCAUGGGGACCUGGCGCUGAGGGCUGCCUGUGCAGAGGCCCUGGCGAGGAUCGAAGAUGCUGACGUCUUGUCCCCGCUUGCACCACAACUGGCGUCCUGCCUGGAGGACCUCUCGUGGAAGGUGCGCCUCCAUGCAUGCAAAGCCUUGGCUCGCUGUGAGGCUGAUGCCGUGUCACCUUUCGGGGGGCUCCUGGCCACACAUCUUGCCGACCCUGACGCUCGCGCCCGCGUCGCUGCUUGCGAGGCCUUGGCAGCUUGCGAGGAGUGGUCCGUGACUCCCGCGGCGGCCUUGCUGGCCGACUGUUUCCAAGAUGAGGAUCCUCAACUGGUCGUGGCGGCAUUUCGGGCUUUCGCUCGGAUCAAAGACGAAGCUGCGGUGUCGCCACACUCGGCCUCCCUCGCCCUGCGAGUAGACGAUGAGCACUGGCUGAUUCGGCGCGCAGCCUGCCAGGGGCUCGCCCGCUGCCGCGCGGCGCUGCUGGUGCCGCACUUGCCCAAGCUGGCUGCCUUGAGCCAGGACCCGGAUGUCGAGAUUCGGAUCGCAGUGUGCCAAGCGAUGGCGAAGCUGAACCCAGCCACGAUUUCUGCGUACGUUCCCUUGCUCGCCAAGCGGCUCAAGGACACACUUCUUGUCCGGUGGAAUGCUCUGCGUGCGCUGGUGGAGUGCAAACCUGGCGAGUUGAUACCCCAUCUCGAUGUGCUGACGGAACUGACAGGGGACCACAACAAGCAGGUGCAAAGCCUCGCUCGGAGAGCUGUGGCCCGGUGUUACGAACCCAAGCCGCGCGCGCCGUGA